Aspergillus tubingensis is the source of this 4131-nucleotide messenger RNA. RefSeq names its product GAS2 domain protein. Lineage: Eukaryota; Fungi; Ascomycota; Eurotiomycetes; Eurotiales; Aspergillaceae. The transcript has a single exon. The record is from RefSeq and is a predicted model, not a curated record. Gene Ontology annotation, molecular function: microtubule binding. The coding region runs from base 1 to 4131 and encodes 1376 amino acids.
AUGGCCAGCAGUCGCGUCAACCCCCUUCACCCACCCACUCGUCCGCCCACCACCGCGCGGUCCCAAUCCCCGGGCCGUCCGGCGGUGCUGGACUAUCAGAAUCUCGAUCCCUUACUCGGCAACCUGUCUCCCGAAUCAACCCUCCAAGCGCUGUCCGCAACCGACGCCGUGCCCCGGAAUGAACAGGCCGCCCACGAUAUCCUCUCCAAAAGUAUCUCCCAGGUUUCUCCAGCGGAGCGCGCCCUCGGUAUCCGCGCAGCCAUUGCAGCCCAGAAGCUCAACCUAUGGUACAAAGAAGUCCAGUCUUGGGAAUGGCCGAAACGGAGUGACAUUCAACUAGGCAAGGGCUUCGUCCCCCCUCCAGGCGCUGCCGCGGAGGAGUACUGCGGAAGCCUUCCUAAAGCCGUAGUAGAUCAGCAUGAAAAGCGGAUUGAGGAGAUCCGGGAUGGUAUGGAUGUCUUGGAUGUGGAUGAGCUUAAAGAGCACGUCCUCAAUGCCCACAUUCCAGCCCGGUCUCGGCCUUCGUCCGCCAAUAGCACCUUAUCGGUACCUCCACCACUCAGCUAUGUCCAACUCAGUGACUUCACGGCCGUCAUCACCGCCACCAUUCUCCGCGCUCUGCCGCUUCUCUCGCGCUUGAACAGUCUCUUGUCUACCUGGGACGUCCGAUUGUUGGUUCUGCGCCAGGUACCUGAACUGCUCCGGCGAUUGCGUCUGGCGCGCUCGGAAUUGGAUUCUGCCUUGGACUUGAUCAAGUCGCCCACUCUUCCUGACGAAGAUGGCCCCUUGUACUCUCGCAUUAACUAUCAUGCCAAAAGGGCUACCCUGGAACUGACUGUUGUGUCUGCUGGUCGACAAUUGGACCGCGUACUCGAUGCGCUGGAAGGACGUGAGGACUCACUUCCCGAGAGCUGGAUUGAUGAACUAGAGGCUAUCGAGUCAGAAUUCGGAACAUGGGUCAUGGAAGCCGAACGACGUACUGUCGAAAAUGAAUGGCGCCGGUCAAUUGUCACUGCUCAAAAAGAUGCCCAAUACAAUGCACCAGAGACAGCGCCGACACAAGCACCACCCGAGACUAGAGAACCUGAAAAGCUGGCCCUCAAUACGUCUGCGCCCGUGUCACAGGCUGGCCAUCUAUUUCCAAUGGAGACUAUUGCCGAGGAAGAAGUUAGCAGCCCUGUCGAGCCGUCACCCUCGAAUGACGCCCAGGAUGAUAAGGAAAUAACGGCGUCGGAACCGACCGUCAUACCUGCUACUCAUAAUGCUGUCGACGACCUUGCAUCUCCCGGUACAUCCGAUGCGACGGACUCUUCGAUCAAGCCUGUUCAGAGCACUGUGUCCAUUGCCUCUCCACAGGAACCCUUGGCAUCUAGCUCCACCGUCAACGCCCUUGCUCCCUCUCCCGAUGGCCUAGAAGAGAUCGAUGCCCUGUCGGAUGAUACCCAGGCGCUUCAGCCGGUCAUUUCGGAGGUUACCCAGCCUCUGGAGGGACCGGAGACGAGUAUUGACACGAACGCAUGCAAUGACUCGCCUCCUGGUCAUCCCGAUUCCAAGCAUCAUUUCUUGCCGCCUGUUCCUCAACAGGCGAUCACUUCUGUGCCAUCUGUCAGCUUGUGCGAAACCUGUCCGAGCCCACUUGAAGACGUGACACCCCGGGCUUCUUUAGAUAUCCAGGCUCGCGAGGCAGUCUCAACCGACCCUACCAAGAAGGCUGCAGAUGCGCCUGCAUUGUUGGAGAAGAAAGAGUACGCCGAUGUUAUGCCGGCGUCGGGGUCUGACGUACUUCGUCAUUCUUCGCCCGAAGUGAAAUUGCAGACCCCUGCCAGCCCUGGUACACCAUCAUCGGAUGCCGAUAGUGUGAUCGUACGUCGACGAACCAGUCCAGUCCAAUCGCCUCUCAGCCAACAGGAAAAGCUUCCCGCGGAUAAGGAAGCGGUAACGUUUGAUGCUCACAGCCCUAGUCCCGUGUUUGAAAGCCGCGAGCAACGGCAGCUUAUUCCUGUUGAAAGUGAAGUUGCUAGCCCAGUCAGUGUGGCGGCCCAAACCAAUUCCGCUGACAGUCCUGCUGCACAGUCAGGAGGCUGGAAAGACUCUUGUCAAUUGGUGCCUGCGAAUGCUGUCCUUGGGUCUCCCGUCCGCUCGGCAAUCUCUAAAGUUGAUGAGCAGCCCACAAGUCACUCUGCAAAGAAUGUGCAUGAAGAGUCCCGUGGUGGCAAUACGCCCAAAAAGCCUCUGGAGAGUCCUAUCAAACUAUCAAAGUCUCGACCAGGACGCUUAUCCUUUGAAAAGGAGAAAAAGAAAUCUCGAGGCCGGCGCACGUCUACUGAUUCGUCUUGUUCGGAUUAUCCAUCGCUCGUCUCCAGCCCUGAGAUUCGCGAGCCCCGUACAUCCUCCUCAAAUGGAACGCCUCUGCUGCUUGAGACUCCUCCACCUUUUCAGGAUGGCUACCAGUCAUCCGACCCCGUACCACCUGGGAGCGAUCACACGUUGCGAGAAGAUCGUUUACUCCGUCUGGACAACCAAAAGCCAUCCCCACGUGCCAAUUUCGCGCAUAAUCGAAACCUCAGUCUUCCAUUGCAGCGUUUCAUCAACGAAAGGUUGGAGAUGAAUUACGAUGACGAAAGCGGCAGCGACCUGGAUGGCGUCGCUUCCAAUAGGAAGUCCACGGACGUGUAUGCGGAUUUACGGCUGGGCCAGAAAAAGGCACUGUUGCCUGCACACAUCAGCAAAUUCACCAUUCCCUCCAAUAGCGCUCAGCGCUCAGCAACCCAGCCUUUGGAUGCUCCGAGUCAAGGCAGCCCUAGACCGGUCACCAAUGGCACCACCGCCAAAGUUCUAUCCAAGGCCUGGGAGCACAAGAAGGGCUCCGUUCCGAAGAAUGCAAACCGUAGUGGUCUGCAACCGGAACCGCCUGUACACUCAAGCACCAACCGCUUGAGGAGACAGUUGACUUCGCAUCCUAGUCUCGAGAGUAUUGGGGCGUAUAGAUCCAACGCCCGGUCUGGCGAUGACACGUCUUCGGUUACAGCUAUCUCCAGGGCCGGAUCUCGACCAUCCACUCCAGGCUCGCAGCUGAGAAGAACCAAAGAUCAUCUCGACGAGAAGAUUAGUUCUAUCUUGUCGACCCUUCCUGCUCGGAUCCAUCUGAUGUCAGCUGAUGGCCAAGACUUUGAUGCAGGGUCUGUGGCGACGUCACUUCCCUUGAAGGCUAGGGAACGAUUCCGUUCCAUAUCACCCCAGGGAACGCCGUCCCGGAGCAGCACGCCCACGCCAUCCUUGACCCUGACAGCUGCGCCCUCGCGCAGAAGGUAUUCUCACGCUCACGCCCCAGAGGAGAGCUCUGUGAAGCUCUACCACCUGCAUCGAGGUGGAAAGUCUGCCCCGACCAAGCUUUUUGUUCGGUCAGUGGGUGAAAAAGGAGAACGCGUUAUGGUCCGAGUUGGCGGUGGGUGGGCAGACCUGGCUGAAUACCUGAGGGAGUAUGCCAUCCACCAUGGACGCCGGCAUGUUUCAGAUACCCCUCGUGUCGAAGUCCAGGGUCUGUCCACGCGUACCUCUCCCACGUACUCCGUCAGUGGGCGCCGCACUCCCUCCCGACCGCGGUCUGUCAUUGGCAAUCGGCCGUCUUCUUCAUUGGCUGUGCGCAAGACCAGACGUACUUCGAAUGUGUCGGAUGUAACCGAGUUCCGGGCGGCGCAGGCAGCUGGCGACUCACUCACUGCCUCGUACUCGCCUAUGUCGACUGUCUCAUCUCGCAGAAGACUAUCAGCCUCAUCCAAUGCCUCAAUGGGCGCCGCCUCUUCAGCCAGUGAAUUCCGUCACGGAUCAUACUCUCCUUCGACCACUGCUGCAGGUAGCAACUCUCACUCCAUCCCACUCGGCCUUGCAGGGCCGAAGCCGCGGUCGAGAAAUGUCUCGAUCAGCCCGGAGAGUGAGGCGUGGGUUGAAGAUGUUCUUGGCCAAGCUCGGAGGAGCUCGUCCUUAAGGCCUUACAACUAUGGCCUGUCCACCCAGGACCCGGAGCCUGCUUCAACCAAGGCUCCAACCAUCCCCAAGUCGAGAAGUAUCAGCGACCUGGGAAUGGCGGGUGCUAGCAGACGCGUCGCACUACGCGGACUUGCAAAACGAUAA